Nerophis lumbriciformis (worm pipefish) is the source of this 2607-nucleotide messenger RNA. NCBI's taxonomy places the organism in Eukaryota, Metazoa, Chordata, Actinopteri, Syngnathiformes, Syngnathidae. The record is from RefSeq and is a predicted model, not a curated record.
AUGGCUGACGAGGACGACUCGUCAACGGACCCCGCCGCUGGUCCUCCACCAUGGAGCCCUCCAUCGGAGCGGCCUCACUCCGUGUCGUUCACCGACAGCGUUCAGCCGGCCGUUGGAAUGGUUAGCCAGUUGCUAAGCCAGCCGUCAUCGCUCAAGUUCGAUAAAAACAUCAAACAGGCCUUUUACAACACCGGGGCGAUGAUCUUCGUGGCUAUCUGCUGCGGGGCGGCGGUGCUGGUCUACUUUAUCCUGGAGGCCUUCCUCCGGCCGUUGCUCUGGGCCGUGUUGUGCGGCACCUUUCUUCACCCCUUCAAGCACUCCCUCGCCCGGCUAGGACGCUCUUGGCUUAGCGGCCUUCAGGACACCGGUACGCCCAUAGUGGUGGGCACUCUGCUGGUGCCGGUGUGGUGCAUUAACCACGCGGUGGACUUCAUGGGCCGGCAAGUGAUGGACAAACUUCCGCUGCUGUUGGCCAUCGGAGCCGGGGCGCCGUUGUUAUACGUCCUAUACGUGUCGUGGAGUGUCGUCGGCAUGCAGGUGCUUUUUGGCCACCUGUGGUGGAUGAUCGCGGCGGCGUUGGACUGUUUCCACGUGGUGUGGGUUUGCACCGUGGUCAUUGGCUACUUGCUGGCAGUAUGUUUUAAGUGGAGUCUUUACACUGAAGGCUAUCUAAGGUCCGCAGCCUUGCCCGUCUGGAUGACUCUACUUUUUUACAUUGUGUCUUUGACGGGCUCGUGGCGGGUUCCCUUAUUUGUGGUGGUGUUGCUGCUACUGAUCGUGGGUUCCCAAGAGAAGCCUCCAGUCCCUGGUAGAGGAGAGCUGACUGGGCAGGUGUUGUCAAUUGCUGCUAACACUAUUUACAUGGCCAUCUCCUGUGGCAGCCCGCAGUCCAAAACUGAGCCCAGUGAAGCAUGUACUACAGACUCAACGGACAACUUCCCUGGCACAUCGGGGUUCCGCCAGAACUCAAGAGGAGUCCCGUCUGGUCUCUUCCAGAAGACGUCCUCCCACAAGGCCAGUGACAUUUACUUCAUCCUGCUGGCGUGGGCAAUCGUCCUUGUCCAGAUCUGGUUCAACUUGUGGGUCCUACAACUCCUGCCCAUCCCAGUGGCCGUGUGGGUGAUGAAGAAGCUGGUGGUCCAUUUUGGCUUGAAGAGCUUUGCGGCAAGGACUCUGAGCUCAUGGUGGGUCGUGCUGGAGAAGUUUGGGCGGGAACGAGAAGAGGCUCUGCUGCCUGGUCCAAUCAAAGGAUUGGCUCAGUUCCUGCUGCGUAUUGACACAAAGCUGUGGCAUUGGCUUAACAAGCAGAUGGUGGUGUGGUUGGAGCGCUCGCUGGAUAAAAUUAUCAGCAUCUUUAUCAUCAUCCUUCUGGUCACUGGGACCCUUCUCAUGGGGCUGUUGCUCACAGCGAUGGUACACCACGAAAGCGCUCACAUCAUUGACGUCACAAGUAAUCUUAUCAAUGAGACAGUCUCCAACCAUCCAGAAUGGGCAAACUUGCUCCCAGAAACUCGUGUGGUCCAGAAAGCUUUGAAUUCAGCCGCCACCAACGUCUACGAGCACGGGAGAGAAUGGAUAACUCAAAAACUUCACAAGAUUUUAGGAGACAAGGUGAACCAUACAGAUGUGAUUGAGAAGCAGGUGCUAGAGCUUUGGGAUCGACUUUACCACUCGUGGUUUGUCAAGAACGUUACCCACUCGGGGCGCCCCCGCAGUCACAAGUUGAAUAUUCAGAGAGGAAACAGCUGGUUGGUGGACAUGCUGGACUGGAAGGAUAUUGCCUCCUUUCUGCAGGAGAAUAUUGAAACUCUGUGGUCUAUCUUGGAGUCUCUCUGGGUGGUGAUGAGCAGGAACGUUGGCCUCCUUAUCUCUACGACCACUACACUUCUCACUGUGUUGUUCCAUAGUGGCACAGCUCUGCUCAACUUUGUCCUCAGCGUGGUGAUCUUCUUGACCACCCUGUUCUACCUGCUGAGCUCAAGUGGAGAGUACUACAAGCCUGUCAAAUGGGUCAUCAGCCUGACUCCUCUCUCACAACCAGGACAGUCUUCCAACAUCAUUGGGCAAUCUGUGGAGGAGGCUAUCAGAGGCGUGUUUGAUGCCUCUCUCAAGAUGGCGGGCUUCUACGGCCUGUACACUUGGCUCACUCACACCAUCUUUGGCAUCAACGUGGUCUUUAUUCCGUCAGCUUUGGCUGCCAUCUUGGGCGCCGUUCCCUUCCUGGGCACAUAUUGGGCUGCCGUGCCCGCCGUGUGCGACUUGUGGCUGGCACAGGGUGAAGGCGUCAAGGCCGUGCUACUGCUCGUCUGCCACCUGUUGCCGACCUACUUUGUGGACACCGCCAUCUAUUCGGACAUCUCUGGUGGGGGUCACCCUUACCUGACAGGCUUGGCAGUGGCGGGUGGCGCUUACUAUCUGGGUCUGGAAGGCGCCAUAAUCGGACCCAUCCUGCUGUGCAUCCUGGUGGUGGCGGCCAACAUCUACAGUGCCAUGCUGAUGAGCCCUAACUCCACGACCCCCACGCCCAUCCAGGCGGGCUGGCCGCUCUCUCCCUCCAGGCUUUUCUCUGAGGUGACGCCUUCCAUCCUGAAGAAGAGCAGUGAGUAA